Messenger RNA from Baudoinia panamericana UAMH 10762, 1506 nucleotides. Its product is annotated as glycoside hydrolase family 76 protein. Gene Ontology annotation, biological process: carbohydrate metabolic process. The coding region runs from base 1 to 1506 and encodes 501 amino acids. Lineage: Eukaryota; Fungi; Ascomycota; Dothideomycetes; Mycosphaerellales; Teratosphaeriaceae. The transcript has a single exon. The record is from RefSeq and is a predicted model, not a curated record.
AUGCAGAAAACAUACUGGAACGGAACGUACUGGCCGACCACAAUACAGUGGAUAGGCGCGUUCAUAGAUACGCUUCUCAUAGCUUCUGAGCGCUCGUUGACUGGGGCUCUCGAAGAGUAUGACGGUAACGUCCAAGGUGCAAAGACGGGCGGUUCCUCAAUCAACGCAGAUAUCCUGAGCUACUACUCGGAAGUCGAAGCAUACUACGGCGACGAGGACGUGGUCCAGAUAUUCGGAGCGGCGUACGAUGAUGCUCAGUGGGUUGUCCUUGAGUGGCUGGAAGCUAUCAGAUUCAUCAACAAGUACGAUUCGCAUGCCAAGUCGACUCUUGGACAGAGUGACAUUGCCCGCUUCGCCCACCGUGCGCACAUCUUCUACAACAUCGUGCAGAACCAGUUCGACACGUCUCUAUGCGGAGGCGGAAUAACCUGGAAUCCUGCAUUGGCGCCGUACAAGAAUGCCAUUACCAAUGAGCUUUUCCUCGCAAGCUCUAUUGGUAUGUAUCUAUACUAUCCUGGCGACGACAAUAGCAAUCCCUAUCCAAGCCCUAGUUAUACCAACGCCACUAAUGCCACGCUUCCCGCCCUUCCGACACUUGCGGCACAUGACCCGCUACUGCUCAGCAAUGCGCAGAAGGAAUAUCAGUGGUUCAAGACCCAGAAUUUCACCAACGCGCAAGGCCUGGUGGUUGAUGGUUUCCACGUCUCUGAUAACCAGACCACAUGCGAUGAGCGUAAUGAGAUGGUGUACACGUACAACCAAGGCGUCAUUCUCUCAGGACUGCGAGGGCUAUGGGAAGCCACGGGCGAUGCGAUGUACCUGUCAGACGGCUAUGUGCUUGUAAGCACUGUCAUCAACGCCACAGGCUGGAACGCGCACUCUCCAUUGGAAGCUGGCGUAUGGGCGGGCUUGGGAAGGAACGGCAUCAUGGAGGACUACUGUGACGCUCCCGCCAACUGCACGCAGGAUGCUCAGGCGUUCAAGGGCAUCUACUUCCAUCACCUUGACCUGUUCUGCGAACCACUCCCAACAACCAAACCAUUGGUUGCGGGUGUAACUAAGCUUGCUCCAUCUUCGCUCGCGAAUCAACACACCAGCAACUGCGCGGGUUAUCUAUCCUGGAUCGAACACAACGCGAAUGCAGCACUGUCAACACGUAACUCGUCCGGCAUGAUAGGCGGAUGGUGGGGCGCAAGCUACGUCAACAGGACGCAAGCACCGUCAUUGGACCAUGCGGUGCCGCCGCCGUGGGGAAGUGACGACGAGUGGAACCAGCCAUGGCUUCUGCAACAGUCACCUUGGGCUUGUCGUGGCCAGCAUGGCUGCCAGCCGAACGGGCGUGGUUCGCACAGCGGCAAUUCGAAGCGUAUGGCGCGGCCGUUCCGUUCGCGAAAAAGACAGGAUGCGAAUGCUGAAGGUAGAGGUAGGACUGUUGAGACAGAAGCUAGCGGUUUGAGUGUGGUGAAGGCUGCCAGCGAUUUCAGCGUCAACCGCGAGGCGACAUGA